This is a messenger RNA of Capsaspora owczarzaki ATCC 30864, 2108 nucleotides long. Its product is annotated as ferredoxin 1-like protein. The coding region runs from base 74 to 1879 and encodes 601 amino acids. Gene Ontology annotation, cellular component: membrane; endoplasmic reticulum. NCBI's taxonomy places the organism in Eukaryota, Filasterea, Ministeriida, Capsasporidae. The transcript has 3 exons. Gene Ontology annotation, molecular function: fatty acid 2-hydroxylase activity; iron ion binding; heme binding. The record is from RefSeq and is a predicted model, not a curated record. Gene Ontology annotation, biological process: lipid biosynthetic process; fatty acid metabolic process.
UUCUUACUUUGCACAGCACCAGUCCCACUUUUGAUUUUCUUCAACGACCUUUUUUUCACAGCAACAUCCACUCAUGCCGCCGCGAGACCUUUCGGCUCCCAUCGCUGAGCUGGCACAGCAGCCAACACGCGUUCAUCUUGCGCCGAAGCAGCUUCCGACCACAGCGCCUGAGGAGCAGCAGUCCGUCGUGUCCACCACGCCUCCGGAGGUUGUUGCCACAGCUGCUCCUUUAUCAACAACAAAAACAACAACAACACCAACAACAAAUAUCCUGGCGUCCAAUCUCAGUGCGGUGCGGGCUCGAAAGGAGUCCAAACCGUUCGCCUUGCCAUCGACUGAGCCGACCCAUCCCAACAACAACAACCAAGAUGGAGCCCGUGCAUCGUCAUCCGGCAUGACGCGCGAGGAUGUGUCACGCGCUUGGACCGAAGAAGGCCGCCAGCUCGUGAUUGUGCACCACAAAGUGUACAAUGUGGAAAACUUCCUCCCGACCCAUCCAGGCGGCAGUGCGAUCGUUCGCAAGUACCUGGGCACGGACAUUACCCACCUCAUGGCCGGCCGUCGUGACGACUUGAUUUCUUCCUCGGGCGUGACUGUGGAGGCCAACCGAACGGAGGAGGCGGCCGACAACGAGGAAGGCAAUGUUCAAGAGCACGGCGCUCAGAACGGCCACGCAAAAAUAAACGCUGCCACUCACACCUCCACGCCGGAUGCCAAUCAAGCCGCGAGAAACAAGCCGCUCCCAAAUGCCACCCCCUCAGUUGGCGCGGACGAGAGUGAAGAAGCCGACGGCAAUGCUCGGACUGAGAGUGUGGCAGAGAAGAACGCUGGGGUUGCCUCGACUCGUUCACAAGUGACUCGGCGCGUGCAUCGGCACAGCCCUUCUGCAUACCGAAUCCUUGAUUGCUAUUGUCUUGGAUAUGUUGCUGGAGAGGAACACAUGCAGCUCCAACGCUCCUUGUCGGUCGACGAUCCCGAGCUCGCCAAACUCGAGGCUCAGAUUGACUACUCGCGCGGAAUCAUUCAACAGGUCCACCGGCUCGGUGCAGGGUACGACAAGUGGGUGCAUUCCCCGAUUGCUGUGAGUCUGCGCAUGUUCGACUCAAACCUCUUGGAGGCCUUGUCACGAACACGCUGGUACGUGAUUCCGCUGGUCUGGAUUCCGGUUGUGGUUGCGCUCUCGCUGCUCUCCUUGUACGGAGGCGCGUAUACACUCGCCGGGCUGCGGGCUGGUGGAGAAAACCCUGUGGACCAGGCACCUUUCCCUGCUGCCAAGUGGACAAACGCCAGUGGCGUUGCGUCCAUCGCUGCUCCAAACACGAGCCCCACCACGCAGCAGCUGAUGCAAGCCAGUUGGAACGAGCUCACCUUCCAGACAUUUGCUUUCGUCUUCCUGGGCGGCAUUCUCCUGUGGACGCUGCUGGAGUACUCGUUGCAUCGCUUUGUCUUCCAUGCAGUUCCUUCUCGAUCGGCGUUCUGGAUUACCUUCCACUACCUGAUGCACGGCGUGCACCACAAAUCUCCAAUGGACGGCGACCGCCUUGUCUUCCCUCCCGCGCCUGCGGCAAUUGUCAUCACCUUGUUGUACUCGCUGUUUGUUGCGGCAUUGCCUCUAGGACUUGCGCGAGCGUUGGUGGCUGGCGCUCUUUUCGGAUAUGUCUGCUACGACUUGACGCACUACUUUUUGCAUCAUGGGACGCCGACGUCGGAAGUGAUUGCAGACAUGAAGUCCUAUCACAUGGCGCACCACUAUGUCAACCAUGAUCUGGGGUAUGGAAUUUCGUCAAAGCUUUGGGACUUUGUGUGGGGAACGGUCUUGGACUACAAGGCUAUUUUGGAAUCCCCGACCACUGCGGCUUCCAAGGCCAAAGCCGAAUAAGUCGACGUUUUCUCUUAUUGAUGGCUGGCGUGCGUUUCGUUGCAUCUGCUUGCAUGGCAUCAGAAAAAAAAAAAAAAAGGAUGGAAAUCUCUUUCUUUUUUGCCAACCAACACCAAAGCGAGAAAAACUGUGUUAUUCUCUAACGCGUGACUGGUCAAUCGUUUUGAACUGUAAAUACUGUCGUUUCCACCGCCGCCAAAAAACCAAAUACACUCGGUCUUUUCAAACA